This is a messenger RNA of Paramecium sonneborni, 328 nucleotides long. The record is from the annotation of a GenBank genome assembly. NCBI's taxonomy places the organism in Eukaryota, Ciliophora, Oligohymenophorea, Peniculida, Parameciidae.
AUGGAUUUAUUAGAAGACCCAAAAGGAGAUAGAUAAGUUAAUAAAAUACCUACACCACCACAUAAACCUUUAAGUUAAGAGUUAUUGUUUAUAGAUGAAAAACCAAACUGGAAAUUACUAAAAGAUCACCUUUUUAAAGAGGGAAGAAUAACUAAAAACUAGAUUAUGAAAAUAGUUGAAAUGUGCAAUUAUUAUCUAAAAAAUGAAGGUAAUGUAAUUUAUGUAGAUGAUCCUCUAACUGUAGUUGGAGAUAUUCAUGGAUAAUAUUAUGAUUUAAUGAAAGUAUUACAAAUGGGAGGUGAUCCAGAUCAAGGCAAAUAUGUAUGAA